Messenger RNA from Lachancea dasiensis, 1440 nucleotides. The record is from the annotation of a GenBank genome assembly. NCBI's taxonomy places the organism in Eukaryota, Fungi, Ascomycota, Saccharomycetes, Saccharomycetales, Saccharomycetaceae.
AUGGACGCAAUUACACACGCUACCUUCAAUACACACGUAUUGCUUCGACUGCCAUCAAAUAAUCUUAAGAUCUGCGAGCUCAAACCUGACACGGAUAUUUCGCUGGGAAAAUUUGGCGCAUUUCGCACAAACGACGUUGUCGGGUUUCCUUUCGGAACGACGUUUGAAAUUCAGUAUGACCAGGCGGACGACGAGAAAGUAUCGGUUAGUGGCUCGUCGAAUGACAACAAAAACUCGAAAAACAAGUUCAAGAUCCCGGUGGGUACGCUGCGCGUGCUGGGAAGUCGCCUCACUGCUAGUAAUUCAGGGGCCACGCUCGGCUUGGAAGAAGAAUCAACGCCUCAGCCGGAACUGCAGUCCAUCGGGAACAGUGAAAAUAAUCAGCACCUCAUCAAUAUUGGCAAUAGCAUCCAGAAAUUGAGCACGGAGGAAAUCGAGCAGCUCAAGCUUCAAACAGCGUCUAGUGAAGAAAUUAUCAACAAGAUGAUCGAAGCACAUGGUAGUUUUCACCAAAAAACCGUUUACUCCCAAGAGAAAUACCUGAAGCGGAAAAAACAGAAAUUUGCCAAGUUCUUUACCCUCGAGUACCUGAGCAGUUCCGGGCUUUUACAGUAUCUGCUAGACAAGGGCGACGUUGUGCGUGCGAUGGAUAUGUCAGAGGAAAGUUUAGGGAUGAUUCUCAACCUUGCCAACGUCAAGUCUAACGGGACUUAUCUGUGCGUGGACGAAACUGGUGGCUUACUGGUGUAUGCUUUAUUGGAGCGCAUGUACGGGGGCGAACACAGUGCAGAUGCAGCUGGAAAGGUGAUUGUGGUCCACGAAAACGAGCACGCCAACCUAGACCUACUUAAAUUUUCGAACUAUCCCGAGGAUUUCAUUCAAAAGCACGUCAAAACCGUGUCGAUAUUGGACUACUUUGAGCCGCCGGCGUUAGCUGAGGUCCAGGAAGCGUUUACGCCAUUAUCAGAAGAACAACUGAAAUUGAUGAAAAGCAAUAAGAAAGGUGCAUAUUAUCGCCGACUAAAGUGGUACAACAGUCAACUCGAUAUUAUCGAUUGGACCAGCAAACUGCAGUAUGAUGGUUUGAUCGUUGCAUCUACUUUGCAUCUACCCACCUUUGUACCGAGGUUGGGAGAAAGAGUUCAUGGUUCCAGGCCCGUUGUCUGCUACAGCCAGUUCAAGGAAACCGUGCUAGAGUUGUCCCACGCUCUUUACAGAAAUUUAGAAUACCUGGCCCCAACGAUCAUGGAAACUCGUUGUAGGCCCUAUCAAACCAUCAGAGGUCGCUUGCAUCCUCUCAUGACCCAGAGGGGCGGCGGUGGUUAUCUUAUGUGGUGUCAUAAAGUCAUCCCAGUUAAUCCAGACGAUGUCAAAGCACCCACUUCGAUUCAAUCUGGGUCUACUGGAGAUUCCGACGCUAAAAAGCAGAGAUUAGAUUAA